Trichosporon asahii var. asahii CBS 2479 is the source of this 687-nucleotide messenger RNA. RefSeq lists its product as uncharacterized. Bases 1 to 687 code for a protein of 228 amino acids. The transcript is spliced from 3 exons. Lineage: Eukaryota; Fungi; Basidiomycota; Tremellomycetes; Trichosporonales; Trichosporonaceae. The record is from RefSeq and is a predicted model, not a curated record.
AUGAGAUCGAGCAGCUGGGUAUCGAUCGGUGACUCCGCCAAGCUGUGCAAACUUGAACGCAUAUAUACUGAAGCGCGUGAAGCGGGACAGCUGACAGUGCAUUUUCGCUGUCAACAGUUGCCAUCAACGACCAUCAACAACUUCGACUACCACUACGAUCACGGACAGAUCAACAACUUUGACUACCACUACGAUCACGGACAGUGCACGCCCAUUCAGACUCUCACGGACACCAAGGAAAGAGGAAAGCGGCGUAAACGCAAGAUUCACUCAACGCUGAGUACCCGUCACUUGCCCGCCGCCGGAGCCCACCUUCGGCCUUCCCCGCGGUCUAGCUCGAGAAGCAGGAGGAGACAACACCCGUCUUCUGGGUCAAACGUUUGGGCCGUGGGAGCAUACCUUCGGAGCAGCAAAGCGCCGACACACUGGUCCGCCGCCCCUGCCGAGCGCCGCGCCGUCCAGGAGCUCGUCGCUGAGAAGGCUGCGAACGAGAGCAGCGCCGCCAAGAAGCUCGUCACCAACACUGCCGUCGCCGAGGAGCUUGUCUCCAACACUGCCUUCGCCGAGGAGCUUGUCUCCAACACUGCCUUCGCCGAGGAGCUCGCCGCCGAGCAGACGGCUCGCGCGGUGUCUCGGUCGCCGAGGUCAACACCAACAGAUCCCUACGCGCAUCCAGCCGGCUCGUAA